Molecule: messenger RNA, 1377 nt
Organism: Sceloporus undulatus (fence lizard)
Lineage: Eukaryota; Metazoa; Chordata; Lepidosauria; Squamata; Phrynosomatidae
Product: volume-regulated anion channel subunit LRRC8D-like
Exons: 2
Coding region: 161-1327 (388 amino acids)
Source: RefSeq, a predicted model, not a curated record
CACAACUCAAGGAGAGAGGCUUGGAAGAGGACAAACCUUGCGGAUCAGAGCAAAGGGUGUGCCGGAAAAGUGCCAGGCAGUCUGCAGGUUUCUUUAUCAGUGAAAAAUGGAGAAAAAACCUCAGUGACAUUAUUGAAUUCAUACUUAAUUUUUUAAAGUGAUGUUUACUCUGUCAGAAGUGACCUUCCACAAUGACAGCCAUGCUCAGUUCCAGACUCUAAAGCCUUGGUGGGAUGUCCUGAUGGAUUACUUAGUACUAGCAAUGCUGAUGGUUUCUCUUCUAUCAGGGACUCUGCUAAUCUCUGUUGACCAAGUGACAUGUCUGCCUCUGAAUAACAAGCUAAAUGAGACAGCAACAUCUAUACCCACACCUGGAGUUAUAAAUCCAACCAUUAAUGAAAUAUUUCCUGCUACAUACAGUGGCCAUCCAGUCAGCCUUGACUACCAGCAGUACAUGUACAUCAGUCAUAUCUGUUAUCAAAAGGCUUUGCCCUGGUUUUCCAAGUAUUUCCCUUAUCUUGCACUUGUUAACUCAAUGCUUUUAAUGGCUAGUAGCAACUUCUGGUUCAGGUAUCCUAAGACUUCAUCAAAGAUUGAACAGUUUUUAUCCAUCCUCAUGAAAUGCUUUGAGUCACCUUGGACUGCCAAAGCUCUCUCUGAGAUGGCUUGCCAGCAUUUCCUAGGCCUGCCCAAAACCACUGUUGCAGGAGGGAGCCAAAACCAACUGAUAUCACCUUCAUCUUCUCUUUUCCUUGAAUGGAAGGACAAAGAGCAAGGCCGGGCACUCUUUGAGAAGAUCUGCAGGUUUAGAGCGCACACUGAAAGUGCUUCUUUGAUUUACAAAAUCUACAUGGGACAAACCAUCUUCAAAGUUGCAAAGGUCCUAACUGUGCUGGGCUAUACUUCCAACUGUGUAGGAUCCAUCUCCUUUAAACAUGUUUGCUGGUUAGACACAGAGAACCUCACUGGCUACUCUACUUUCCUCUGUACCCAUAGCUUGGCUUCCAUUCUGCAGAAACUGAUGGCUACUUACCUUUUCUUAAUGUUCCUCUAUGGGGUUAUUGCCACGUACCCACUCUUAUGGCUUGUACGGCAGCCAUUGCUCAAGUAUUCUUUUAAGCCAAUGCAUGAAGACAAUCACAUAAUUGACAUCCCAGAAGUAUACAAUGAUUUAGCUUUCCUAAUGCACAUGGCUGACCAGUGUGACCAAUUAUACUCAUGGCGUUUUGCCAUCUUCCUUUCAGCCAUGAGUGAGAGUUGCCCACCAGAUAUGGAUCUUGAUCAUGAAUUAUGUAUUAUAGCCAGGAUACAUACCUCCAUUUUGUAGCGCGGCAGCGGCGAUUCUAGGGUUAGGGAGCACGCACCAUUCACACGCUC